This is a messenger RNA of Aspergillus terreus NIH2624, 1707 nucleotides long. RefSeq lists its product as uncharacterized. Gene Ontology annotation, molecular function: protein kinase activity; ATP binding. The transcript is spliced from 4 exons. NCBI's taxonomy places the organism in Eukaryota, Fungi, Ascomycota, Eurotiomycetes, Eurotiales, Aspergillaceae. Gene Ontology annotation, biological process: protein phosphorylation. The coding region runs from base 1 to 1707 and encodes 568 amino acids. The record is from RefSeq and is a predicted model, not a curated record.
AUGGGAGGAGACAUUGUGUUUGAGAUAGCAGGCUAUGCUGGCCGCAUUCAGCUACAUACCAAUCCUUUGUUUCUAGCAGUUUCGUGCAUUUGUCUGACGGUGCGCCAGGUUUCAUCAGCGCCGAUGGGCGGCUUGGUUACACGAGCAGCUUCAUUGUCGAGCAAAAAGAGAUACUGCGAACAAUGUCCUCUGUACCCCCUUCUUACGUGCCCACCCAGGCUGCCCUUCAAUCUGUCCGAGUCCAGUUACAAGGGAGGAUUUUCCGAAGCGUUAAUGGGUUCUUUGCCAAAUACUUUAAGGGGAAACCCUGGUCCGCAGCAGUCCAAAACAAGGUGCAAGAAGCAAAAUCAGCCAGGCCUGGCAGCAAGUUGGCUACGGGUGUCCCUGAUAGUGACACACUGGGAGAGUGGCUUGCCGAAUUCCAGGCCCUGUUCUGCCAACUUGCAUGUCCACAGCCAGCCGCUCCCCAACAUGGGUGGUAGUACCGUCAUCUACCUCGAGACAUCUGAUCGCCAGUCUGUUGCAGGCAGUACUAGAGCAUUUGGUGAAAUUCAUCAUGGUGACGCGCCCGUCGUGGCCGAAGCCGACGACGACGACGGCUUUCUGUCCUACUGCGAGCGAGCACGGCAGGUGUUCAAAGCCCAGUCAGCUCGAUGUUUUCUGCAUGGAUUCCUCGCCCGCGGUUCUACGCUGGAGCUCUGGAUCCGACAGCUGCGUCAUAUUCCAUCAGCGCAACAAGUUCCACCUCGACCGGAGCCAAUUGCGGCGGCGGAGUCCAUAAUUGGACUCGGGACGACCUGCUAUGCGGCCUCGGCAUCGACAACCGGCCAGCCAGACACUGCCAUCAAGUUUUCCUGGCGACACGAAGAAGAUCCCACUGAGCUCCGCCUCCUGAAGCUCGCGCAUGAGCGGAACGCCUGGGGGAUCAUCCGGCUGCUAGACCAUCAGGAACUGGUGACCAUCGCCGACCUCCGCCAGGGUCUGGACUUUCCUCGACCAUUCGUCAACCGGAGAUUCUCGUCCGUUGCCAAUACCCCUCUCGGCCGUCCGAUCCGCCAGUUCACGUCAAUUCCAGAGCUGCUGGAGGUCUUGCGCGACCUUGUCAGGGCGCUUCAGUCUCUCUACGUGAACGCGAGGAUCCUCCACCGCGAUAUCGCCAUCAAGAAUCUGAUCAUCACUCCACAGCACAGCGCAGACAGCUCAAAGGGUACGUUGCUUGAUUUCAACUAUGCGUUAGACCUCGCAAACGCCCGUCCAAUCGAGCCGAUGGUUGGAUCGGAUGGAUUCACGGCCAUCGGGAUUCUCUCGGGACAACGGCACACGUACCGGCACGACCUGGAGUCUCUGUUCUACGUAUUUCUCUGGAUCGCCAUUGCGAACGAUCGCGUGCAUGACGAGGCGACCGACAUUGUCAAAGGCCUACCUGAAACUUCGCGCCUCUGGAAGUGGUGCACGAUGGACUUUGGCGCCGUUGGACGGGACAAGGCCGCCGACAUGAGCCCCGAGGGUUUCGAAGGUAUCCUUGCCGAGUUUUCUCCUGACUUCGCUCCUCUCCAGGGUCUGGCCAGGGAGCUGCACACGCUGAUCUUCCCUGUGCGUGAUGGGAAGAUCUUCACGGGGACUGAAACAGACCCGGAGGCUGUCCAAAGGCUCUAUGACGGGAUGGCGGAUGCUUUCAGCCGGAGUGCCAGCGCAUUCCAGGGUUAG